Molecule: messenger RNA, 3461 nt
Organism: Seriola dumerili (greater amberjack)
Lineage: Eukaryota; Metazoa; Chordata; Actinopteri; Carangiformes; Carangidae
Gene: fosb
Product: FosB proto-oncogene, AP-1 transcription factor subunit
Exons: 5
Coding region: 185-1525 (446 amino acids)
Biological process (GO): regulation of transcription by RNA polymerase II
Cellular component (GO): nucleus
Molecular function (GO): DNA-binding transcription factor activity, RNA polymerase II-specific; RNA polymerase II cis-regulatory region sequence-specific DNA binding
Source: RefSeq, a predicted model, not a curated record
UGCACCGUAAUAACAGCUAACGUCCUCCGGCGUACCGUGGACGGACUUCAUGGAUCUAUAAUCGAAUAUUUGACAUUCGGAUAAAGGAGAGCGUUAGAAGGAUUUAAAGCUAAACGAGAGGACUUCUUAACAGAAAAAUUGGGACACUUCCCCCUAAACGCGGGGAACUGGAUUAAGCUUCUUCAUGCAACUUUUUUGGAAAGAAACCAAGAGCAUAUCAGUGGGGAAUAAUAAGAAGAUCAGCAACGGUGACAUCGCGCUCUCUCCGGUAACUGCAGGUGUCUCGUUCUCUCUCGGUCCCUGCGGGGAGAUGUACCAAGGGUUCCCCGGCGACCCCGACAGCGGAUCCCGUGGAAGCUCGUCUCCAUCCAUAGAGUCCCAGUGCCUUUCCUCCGUGGACUCCUUCGGGAGCCCGCCGACCACCAGUGCUCCGCAGGAGUGUGUGUCAGCGGGAGCUGGCUUGAGCAUUGUGGGCAGCGGGCUAGGGGCCAGUAUUGGAGGGGAGAUGCCCGGUUCAUUUGUACCCACCGUCACCGCCAUCACCACCAGUCAGGACCUGCAGUGGAUGGUGCAGCCGACCCUCAUCUCUUCCCAGGCCUCUGGUCAGAGUGGGUCCACUGGCACUACAACCAUGACCCAGCCAGUUUCACUGGUUGACCCAUAUGACAUGCCAGGCCCCAGUUAUUCUUCAAGGUCUGGAUUCACUCCUCCAAGUUCAGAUACUCCAGGCCCAGCACCGGGCCCUAUCCGCCAGCCCAGAACCCGCAGCCGCCGUUCACGAGACGAGUCUGUGAGUGACGAUGGAGAUGUUGGUGUGUUACUAACACCUGAGGAGGAGGAGAAGAGGCGUGUUCGUCGAGAGAGAAACAAACUGGCGGCCGCCAAAUGUAGAAACCGCCGACGAGAACUCACAGACAGACUGCAGUCGGAGACAGACAUACUGGAGGAGGAGAAGGCGGAGCUGGAGGCUGAGAUCUCGGAGCUGCAGAAGGAGAAGGAGCGCCUGGAGUUUGUCCUGGUGGCCCACCAGCCGAACUGUAAGAUCCCAUAUCAGGACCAGCUUCAGCAGGGCUCAGCGCAGCUCCCUCCUGUCCAGUCCCAGCUAGCUCCCCAGACCUUACAACCUCCCGUCUCCAUUGUGGGCUUGGCUGUGAAGGAAGACUCUUUCUAUCUGCCUCCUGCCUACACAGCUCAUCCGGCCUCCACACAGUCCCAGCCUCCGGUUCAGCAGCAGCAAGUCCAGCAGCAGCCUCAGCCAGGGAUAAUGCAGGAGGUAGAGUUUUCUAGUUCUUUCUAUGGCUCAAGUGAGCCGGCAUCUGGCGGGCCGUGCCUUAUGGCCAGCGACAGUGGUGGUGGUGGUGGUAACCAUGACGAUGCGGCCAUUGGCAGCUACAACACCUCAUACACAUCUUCAUUUGUGUUCACCUACCCAGAGGGAGCCUGCGGGGUCAGUGCCAACCAGCGGAACAGCAGUAGCGAGCAGUCAUCUGAUUCCCUGAACUCGCCCUCUCUGCUGGCGCUCUGACUGACCGACAGACACAUGCGCACACAUUUUAACACGCACAUACAUUAUGCUCGCUGGAAGUAAAGGCUGAGGCAAGUACAUGCACAGUGCCAAUCAGUCUCACAGAUUGAGACAAAAAAAAAACAAAAAAACAACCAAUCAUUUGUAUGUGAUUGUGUUGAAGUUUGCACAUUCUGAAAUGCAUUCCAAAUAAGAGCCAAACAAACCCUUAAGAUUGUAACAUUGGGCUUAAACAACAAACAAAUUCUUGUUUUGUAUUAUCAAGUACCUGCAACUGGACAAGAUAAGUGAAUAGCCCAAGUCCAAGUUGCCGGUUUUAAGUGCUCUGAAUUAACAGAUUAAUUCACAUUGAAUACUCUCAAUCUUCAACAUGUACAGUACAUUGAUACCAUAAACUCACUUUACACUCCAACAAGCACCAGUGCCCCCACCUUGUUCCCUCUGUCGGUUGCCCCUUUUCCAGUGCUCUUGCUCUCAUCCUUUUCCAUCCUUUUCUCCCUUCUUCCUUUUGCUGAAUGUAUUUGUGCCGAUCUGAAAUAGGGACGAAGGACACUUUGUGCAGGGUCUUUUCUUGUGGGAGACAGACUGCUGAUGUCUCGCUCACCUCUAACUCUUCAUCUGCUUGACUUCCCUCUGCUUCUUCAUUUGCUGCUUGGACUUGGCAAGUUGAGGAUCUGUGCUUCUUUUCGUUUUAAAAAAUUCUUCUGCCGUCUGCCUACCUGCCAUGCGACCCAUCUCUACCCAUCUCUGUUUCUCCUCUUCUGUCUCUGUGUUUCUCCCUCUCUGAAGUCUUCAACCUCCGAGAGCCCGAAGACCCCCUCCAGCCCUUGGGACCUUGAGUGAAUGCCGGCCCAACUAACACGUCCUUUUGCACCCUUUGAUACAAGGACAUGGACGCAACCCCCCAAUACAGAAGAACCUUUAUCUUGGAGCGCAUUGCUCAAAGAGGAUCCUUACAGUGAACAGCAGCUAAAUACUUUUAACACAUGCACAUAGACGUGUAAUUGAUGAACCCAAAACUCAAGACGGAUGCCACUGUCUUCUGCUGAGCCAUGUUUUGAUGUUCACACGAUGAAGAUUAGACACAUCUUAUGUUGUGAGGAGGGUUAAAAGUGAGGAUGGAGAGAGAUUUUAGCGGGAAGGGAGAAAGGAUGUGCAAGCAAGCUGGACAGACACAAAUGGAGAGGUGAUGGACAGAGGAUAACUCCCAUCCUAACCAUUGAUUUUUGGAACCAAAUGUAAGAGCCAAAUGUUAAAAAACAAAGCAAAAAAAGAAAGAGAAAACAAUCCUGCUCUUGCCAACUGUGUGGAAGGGUGACCUCAGUAAAAACACCUCCAUACCGCAGAGCCUCAUCACCCUGGGCCUACAUGCUCAUAUUCACACCAUCGCUUUCAAGUCUCUGAACUGAAGAUACAGACGUUUUGUUGCAUCGCACCAGCGAGUGUUGCUCAGAAUCAAUCAGAUGUGAACCGAUGCCUUUAUUUAGAGGAGAGACAUUUUUGUAGUGAUUCAGACAACCUCUAAGCAUUGGGCUCAGGGGUCUCUGUACCUCCCCUUUUCUCUCAGCGGAGACGAGGCGGGGGUGCAUUUAUUGUGAGUGUGUCCACUCCGAGGCACCUGGCCCGUUUAUUUCUUUCUUUAUUGAGGUUGAUGUGGUGAGAGAGCACAAAGCAAGACCUGGAAACAAAAAGGGGAGAACACGUGGGCUGAUGUUGUGGAGUGAGCGUCCUUUCUUUGCCUGUGAAUUUGUACAAUUUGUUUUUCCUGUAUGUUUGAGUGAGAAUUGUUAUAUAUUUUAAUGUUUAUGUUUGUUUGUGUGUUCGAUUGUUCUGCAAUGACCUCUGCUUUCUCUUGUACUGUUGCCAUUUCUUGUUUUUUAUCUUAUUUUAUUUUAUUUUAUUUCUUUUUUACUUUUCGUUUUGUUUGUUUUUUUAU